ACGAUGCGAUGCGGGCGUGAGUAUGUUCGAUCGUGCGGUAUCACCAUAACCUCUUUGCAGGCGCGCGCGAGUUUAUCGACCGAAAGUUUUGUUUGAUCGUUCGUAAAUGAUAAGCUGUCGAUCGUGGCGCGGUGUACGUGUUCGAAUGGACGUAUUUUUGCAUGAUCGCUCGAUCGUACCUAACUUCGUUCGCUUCAAGUGAGUUGAUACCGAAAGUGAACCCUUUAUCCGCGUCACCGCAAGUUUUCAGUAAUUGUUCGUAUAUUCUGUCUGUUAUUGUCAAUAGGAAAGAUUACGCCGCUCACGCGACUAGGUACGGGAAAUAAUGAGCGAUAAUUAGAUUCUGUGAAUGACGAGAAUCUCCCCGAGUCGAUCAAGAUGACGCAGUCACUUUACGUCUCUCGAAUAAAUCAGAUCGACGCCGCUGAAUUGGACACAGAGAUCUAUAAGGUGCUGAAGAAUCAAGCUAGGGAGAUCGCCAGAUACUGCGCACCCGGCAAAAUCGACAAAUGGCAACCGGAAGUGGACGCCAUCCUGAAAUUCUUCAUCUGGAAGUUCUCGCUGCAUCGAGGAUCCUCCACGUUCGGCCAGCGGCUUCUCAAUCUACACUACUGCAAUAUUAAUCAAAAAAAAGCUGUAUUAUAUUUGAUUCUAAGCAUUCUACCUCAGUAUUUGAAGAACAAAUUGACCAAUGAGAAUCUAUCCGAACGUGGCGUGGUCGCACACAUAUUAAAGUCGCUCGUCGACUGGACGACGAACGCGAUCACUCUCUUGGAGCUCGUCAAUCUGCUCUUCUUCCUCCAUCGGGGCGUACAGCCGCGCGUGAUCGAGUUUCUGCUGGGUCUGUCCAGCCAGUCGAUAACGACGCACCGACCUAGAAUCAUCGGUUACUCGUACAUGACGAGAGAGUUGCUCUGGCACGGUCUAAUGGAGCUCUUCACGAUCGGCAUACCCAUGAUAAACUUCCACUACCUGAAGCACACGAUGAUGAGGUUGUGGCGACGUGCGGAACCGUCGUGCAGGCUGUUCCCGGUGAUGAACGCCGCUACCAAGUGCGCCUACUGCUACGAGGACCCGAUUCUGCCAUCGCACGCCGGUUGCGAGCAUCUAUUCUGUUACUACUGCCUGCAGGCGCACUUCACCGCGAUGAGCGUGUUCCAGUGUCCCACCUGCGAUGCGCAGCUCCAUGCCGAAGAUAUGAAAAGGUACACCGUCGCGUGUGCACCGACUUGCAGCGAUGACGAGGAGUCGGACGAUAGCUUUGAGAAAGUGGACGAUGGAUAAUAUGAACGUAUGUAUCUCUUAUAGUUUUAUCAGAGCUAAAAGUGACUCGAUGCUCGAGGUGAUGUGAUUGUGAUAAAGUUAUGUGCCUGAACUUUUGAUUUAUUAACCUCGCCGCCAAGUACUGCAUUUACAAGUGAAGAUGAUUUUUAUUAUUAUGUGAUGUGUUAAUUCUACAUGGUGAUUUGCAGCAAUGACCAAUUAUUUAAAAACAUAUAUAUUUAAAGAAAUAGUGAUUCGUUGCAAAAUGCGGUUAAUAGAAAAAGUACAAAAAUAUAAUUUUAUUAUGUCGGAAUUAACUAAACCUCCUAGAAGCAAAUUUUAUUAUUUUAUUAUCGCAUUGCAAUAAAUUGCAAUAUGAUGGCAUUAAAUCUAUGAAACGAAUAAUAUAUAAAUGAAGAAAGAUUUAACGUAUUGAUUUAUCGUGAGACACGACGAAGGGGUGUGUACGUGUGAUAUUAAUAUUUUGUUUUUAUUAAAAAUAGCAAUAUACAAAAUCAUCUUUAUUCUUCAUUUCAAUACAACAAAUCCCGAUUUCGGGCGACAUUCUCGUUUCUUUUUUCCGAAACAAACAAUAAAUGAUCGAUAUAUACUCUCUUGGCUCUUAUAUCAAAAUUAGAUUACAUUAUAUCAUAUAAAAAUAUUAUGCCGCGCUGUAUAUUAUAAAACGCUUCAUCUGCCGCCGCGCAGGUCGAUGGAUCGAUUGUUUACAUGCAAUAAUGACAUAUUCAUCGAUUAAUUUAUCAUUCGGUUGCUGCACCUGCGCUCGAUGGGCGGGCACGUCCCUAGAUUUAUUUUACACGAGAAACAAUAUCAUAAACACUAUAGCACAGAAAGAAAAAAAAAACGCGAAA
Messenger RNA from Solenopsis invicta (red fire ant), 2135 nucleotides. RefSeq names its product peroxisome biogenesis factor 2 (gene Pex2). Gene Ontology annotation, molecular function: zinc ion binding. The transcript has 2 exons. Bases 379 to 1284 code for a protein of 301 amino acids. Gene Ontology annotation, biological process: protein import into peroxisome matrix. The record is from RefSeq and is a predicted model, not a curated record. Gene Ontology annotation, cellular component: peroxisomal membrane. NCBI's taxonomy places the organism in Eukaryota, Metazoa, Arthropoda, Insecta, Hymenoptera, Formicidae.